Messenger RNA from Pieris macdunnoughi, 303 nucleotides. NCBI's taxonomy places the organism in Eukaryota, Metazoa, Arthropoda, Insecta, Lepidoptera, Pieridae. The record is from the annotation of a GenBank genome assembly.
AUGUCUUUUGCAAAUUUGUUUCGACACUUCUCGACAUCAACCCGAGAAAUAUUAAUUAGCACGGCCGGUAUAGAAGGAGCCCCCAGUGCUGUCAUCCACAUAGCAAUGAUCGUUGCAAACAACAACGACUGCACCAUAUCAUUGAUAUGCAGGAAGAACAGUGAUGGAAAAAAUACACAGCGUUGUGGAAAUCCAGAAUUUAUGGGUCGGAACACCACCGUCGAAAACGACUCUGAUGUUCCGUUCGGCCUAAAAAGUAGAGAUCUAUUUGCACAAGUAGUAUAUUCAGGGGUAGUCCAUUAG